CAACAAGGAUAGCAUGUAUCUCUCUGUUAUUUUUAAAAGUCUGUUAACUUAAAUGUGAUACGUAGACAGAAACUAGAGUACUUAUGCUGAAGUGCUGCUUCUGCGGCAUAACUGUUCAUGAUACUUGUAACGCCAUUGAUAUAAGCGAGAUAUCUAUGCGUGCACACUGUGGUCUUCACUAUGUUAAAUGUAACAAAUGACCGUUUAUCGCUUGUAAAAGCAUUCGAGAAGACCAGGAAAAUAGAACUUCUACUAACAGGCUCUUUCGGGGCCGCCGUCAUGGCAGCCGAAAUCAAGCUAAAUCAAUUAGUCACUCAUCUGUCGGAGAUUCGCACCACGCUAAUUGAAAAUCGCAGAUUUAUAGUUGUUCCGGCUGCUGCAGUCCUUGGUUAUGUUCUACUACGGGAUCCAAUCAGGGAUGGAUGUGAUCGUUUUUAUUCGUGGUAUUACGCAAACUACUGUGUCGAAAUAUUUAGAAAAACACUCGGCGGCUUUCGUCAAGAGUUAAAGGAUCAUCUGUCAAGACAACACUGCCAAGAUCCCCAGCCACACAAUGAUACAAGGUUGCGAAUUCUAGAGAUUGGUAUGGGAUCUGGCUUCAACCUGGACUGCUACCCCAAAAGUAGCCGCGUGGUAGGCAUUGAACCAAACCCCUACCUCAUCGACACCUUAUUGGAAAAACAGAAAAGUCACCCUGAACUUGUAAGAGUAAUCCGAGGUUAUGCCGAAGAUCUCGCGGAUAUACAAGACGAAUCUAUCGAUGCUGUAGUCAGCACUCUUGUUCUUUGUUCUGUGCGUGACGUGGAUAAGGCUGUCCAAGAAGCGAAACGAGUCCUUGUUAAGGGCGGACGAUUGUACCUAUUCGAACAUGUGCUAGACAGCUUCGACUUCAAGCGCCGUUUAGCACAGCGUCUUUUGAAUCCCUUUUGGCGCUUUCUUUUUGACGGCUGUGAGAUCUCUCGCGACGUCAAGACAUCCCUUCUCCGUCAUGAAUUCCAGACAAAAGUUAAGCAUAUGAUGUCGAGGUUCAAAGCCGGGCGUAGAAGAACUUCGCUUUGUGCUGGAAGGGGAUGGCGGUCUCAAAUGGCAUACGGAAUGUCGUCAACCAGAGAAGCACUUUCUCAGCUACUAGCUUAUAUACCGAAACUUCGUUCAUCUAUGGUUCAAAGUCGACGCUAUGUCGUCAUUUCCAUCGCUGGUCUUAUGAGCUACUAUGUUCUUCGCGGCUAUAUCAAAGAUCGACUUGAUCGCCAUUUUUUCUUUUUAUACACCGAGACUUACCUUGAAGCCAUCGACCAUGCGCUUCUGAACUUCCGGGAGUCAAUGAAAGAUCUCAUGAUCAAACAGAACGUCAGAAGUCGGCAAGGUAGCGAGGAUGGCGAGCUUCGUAUUCUAGAAAUAGGCAUGGGACCUGGAUCCAGCCUUGAUUUUUUUUCGGAAGAUAGCUACGUUGUAGCAGUGGAACCUAAUCCAUACUUCGUAGAAUUACUUCUGAAGAAACAAAAAAAAUACCAUAAUCUGAAACGCAUAAUUUUGGGAGGUGCUGAAGACCUCUCAAGCAUUGACAACGAGUCAAUCGAUGCUGUUGUCAGUACGCUGGUUCUUUGCUCAGUGCGCCACCUUGACAAAACACUCCAGGAGGUUCAACGAGUUCUCGUCAAGGGUGGGCGUUUCUACUUUUUUGAACAUGUAGCUGACACCGCUUACAGCAAACGUUAUAUCUUUCAAAUCGUUCUUAAUCCAUUCUGGCGAAUUUAUUACGACGGUUGCAAUAUAAAUCGCAAUACCAAAGCAGCUUUAUUGCGCUUCGGAUUUCAGCUGACGGCGGUGACGGAAGGCGAUGGCUUUUUCAACUAUUUCGUCAACAAUUACAUUGAGGGAUAUGCUACUAAAUUAUGAGUGCGCAAAAUAUCACAAAGACCGCAAACUACACAAGGAAUAGUAGAAGCACACUAAUGAGCGUUGUUGGUUUUGUAAAAAAUCAAUAUCGUUGAUUUAAUCGUACUUGGCCCUCAAACUGUGGACCAAGUUGCGGCAUAAACCGAAACAAGAAGGGUUGAAUGUAACUAUCCUAACCAUCCGGCCUAAAACUUACGCAAACCCAGGAAAGGUGUUAUAUAUAUACAACCCUUUGAAAAAUAACGUAAUAAUAAUACACGUUUCAUUUGAUCUAAAUCCAGUAUCACUAAUGGGUUGGAGUUUGUCUAAAAUCGAUGUCGACCUCGAGUCAAUGCGUGUGUUGACAUACCUCUAUAUAUCAACAUUACGCCUUAUGCCUACGCCCCGUCACUUGACACAUUUGAUG
Messenger RNA from Varroa destructor (honeybee mite), 2305 nucleotides. Its product is annotated as thiol S-methyltransferase TMT1A-like. The record is from RefSeq and is a predicted model, not a curated record. NCBI's taxonomy places the organism in Eukaryota, Metazoa, Arthropoda, Arachnida, Mesostigmata, Varroidae. Gene Ontology annotation, molecular function: S-adenosylmethionine-dependent methyltransferase activity.